Messenger RNA from Hevea brasiliensis (rubber tree), 2185 nucleotides. Its product is annotated as guanine nucleotide-binding protein-like NSN1. The transcript is spliced from 10 exons. Gene Ontology annotation, molecular function: GTP binding. The record is from RefSeq and is a predicted model, not a curated record. Lineage: Eukaryota; Viridiplantae; Streptophyta; Magnoliopsida; Malpighiales; Euphorbiaceae. Gene Ontology annotation, cellular component: nucleolus. Bases 201 to 2024 code for a protein of 607 amino acids.
CACCAGACAUUAGACAUCACCGAAUUCAACUGUCCCCUCCUAAAACCCUAGUAAUCGAGUGUCGACUCCAGUCUCCAGUCAUCUCCUUCCCAUUUUUCUCUGUUAAAACUUAAAACCCUAGCAUAAACCAGCGACAUUCUCUCUUUCUUCCCCUCUAUCUAGUUUCCUCUCCAGGCUUUCUCUUCCAGGAAGAAUCAAAUAUGGUGAAGAAGAGCAAAAAAAGUAAAAGUAAGAGAAUUCCAUUGAGGCAGAAGUAUAAGGUUUUAAGGAAGGUGAGGCAGCAUCACAAAAAGAAGGCCAAGGAGGCGAAGAAGCUGGGAUUGAAUAAAAAAAGCAAGGUCGAGAAGGAUCCUGGUAUUCCUAAUGAUUGGCCAUUCAAGGAACAGGAGCUCAAGGCUCUUGAAGCCCGUCGGGCUCGUGCUCUUGAGGAAUUGGAGCAAAAGAAAGCUGCUCGCAAGGAGAGGGCUCAAAAGAGGAAGUUGGGGUUACUCGAGGAUGAUGACAUCUCUAAGUUUGCUGAUGUAGCUUCAGCAAAAGAACAAAAUUUUGAAGAGCAAAAUGGCAAUGAUGAUGUUGGUGGAAUUGCCAGAAAUCGUGACAAUUCAGAUAGGGCAUUCUAUAAGGAGUUGGUGAAAGUUAUUGAAGAAUCAGAUGUCAUAUUGGAAGUCCUUGACGCCCGAGAUCCCCUUGGUACCCGUUGUGUUGAUAUGGAAAAGAUGGUGAUGAAAUCAGGUCAUGACAAGCGUCUAGUGCUGCUCCUAAAUAAAAUUGAUCUUGUCCCUCGAGAAGCUGUUGAAAAAUGGCUUAAGUAUCUUAGAGAAGAAUUGCCUGCAGUUGCCUUCAAGUGUAGUACCCAAGAGCAGAGAUCAAACCUAGGGUGGAAAUCUUCCUCAAAAACAGCAAAGACCAGCAAUCUUCUGCAAACAAGUGAUUGUCUUGGAGCUGAAACCCUUAUCAAAUUGCUGAAAAAUUACUCAAGAAGUCAUGAUAUCAAAAAAUCUAUUACAGUUGGUGUCAUUGGACUGCCUAAUGUUGGUAAGAGUAGUCUAAUUAACAGCUUAAAGAGAUGUCAUGUUGUCAAUGUUGGUGCUACUCCUGGGCUAACAAGAUCAAUGCAAGAAGUUCAGCUAGACAAGAAUGUUAAAUUACUGGAUUGUCCUGGUGUUGUAUUGCUCAAGUCUGGGGAGAAUGAUGCAUCUAUAGCUCUUCGCAAUUGCAAAAGGAUUGAAAAGCUAGAUGAUCCAAUUAACCCAGUGAAAGAAAUUCUCAAGCUUUGUCCGGCCAGACUGUUGGUAACCCUAUACAAGAUACCAAACUUUGAAUCAGUUGAUGACUUUCUGCAAAAGGUGGCUACUGUCAGGGGUAGGCUGAAAAAGGGUGGUAUUGUGGAUGUUGAAGCUGCUGCUAGAAUUGUUCUGCAUGACUGGAAUGAGGGUAAAAUUCCAUAUUACACUAUGCCUCCCUCUAGGGAUCAAGACGAACCUUUGGAGGCUAAGAUUGUUUCAGAGCUUGGAAAGGAAUUUAAUGUUGAUGAAGUUUACAGUGGUGAAUCCUCAUUCAUUGGGAGCCUCAAAUCUGUUAAUGACUUCCAUCCCAUUGAAGUUCCUCCUAGUUGUCCAAUCAAUUUCGAUGAAAGUAUGAUAGAGGGAGAUGUGGAAACCCAGCCAUCAACUCAAGGUGAUGAAAAUUCUGAACAUAUGAAUGAUGGUGAAGACCAGUCUAUGAGUUCCGAAGAAGAUGCAAACGAGAACAAGGCAAAGACAACAAAUAGCCGACAAAAUGAGAAGCUAUAUGCAGUAGAAGGUAUGCUCAAUACAAAAAUGAAACGAGCAGAGAAGAAAAGGAGGAAAAAAGCAGUGAAAGUGGAUGCAAUGGAUGAUGACUAUGACUUCAAAGUGGAUUACGUCAAGAAAAAGGGUUCUGCCAUCGAUGUGGAAGAUGAGAGUGGGAAAAAAGAUGAUGAUGAUGAUGAUCAAAUUACCGGUGAGGUGCCAAUGUCGGGUGUCAAGUUUGAUGAUGAAUGACGGAAUAAGUAACCAUGAUUUUUUAGUAGAGUUACUAUUUUGCUAGUUAAGAGUUUUAUGAUAAUUUUUUUAAAGUGGGCAACAAUUACAUCCAAAUAUGAACUCUGCAUCAAUGUGAGGAAAUUUUGUUAAGAAGAAAGAGCUUUUUAUUUCAAUCAGAA